AUGGACGAGCCUUAUUACGAAUCUGUGUUAAAAAAAGAAAAUAAAAUUGAAUAUGUUGAUAAUUUAUAUUUAUCAAAAAACAUAUUAAAUAAUAAAGAGAAUGCAUUAAACUAUUUUUAUACAUCUCCCUUUUACACAUCAAGAAGCCACUUAUCUUUAAAUGAAAAAAUUAGAUUAGGUAAAAAUAUUGGUGAUGAUGAAGAAGGUUAUUUUUUUGAUGUAACUUACGAUAAUUUAAAUAUUUUAAAGAAUAAUGAACCAAGUGAUUUGGUAAAUAUUCAUAUAUAUUAUAAUACGAAUUCAAUAUUUCACAUUUCUUUAAUACAUAGAUAUAAAUUAAAAAAUAUUAUUUGUAAUAAAGUCAUACAAAUGUUUUGUAUUUUUAAUGGAAAAAUUUAUAGUUCACGAUCUUUUGGAGAAUUAUUAACUAAUAAAAUAAAUAGUAUUGUAAGAAAUGUAGAAAAUUUUUUUGAUUGUGUUAAUAAUAUGAUGCACUUUAACAUAACAUCAAAUUAUUAUUUUGAAAGUAAAGCAGAUGAGGAGCUUGAUGAUAUUUACAAAAAUUAUCAACUUGAUGAUGUGUUCAUCUCAACAAAAAAAAAAAAAAGUUAA
Molecule: messenger RNA, 612 nt
Organism: Plasmodium relictum
Lineage: Eukaryota; Apicomplexa; Aconoidasida; Haemosporida; Plasmodiidae
Product: conserved Plasmodium protein, unknown function
Exons: 1
Coding region: 1-612 (203 amino acids)
Biological process (GO): regulation of transcription by RNA polymerase II
Cellular component (GO): mediator complex
Molecular function (GO): transcription coregulator activity
Source: RefSeq, a predicted model, not a curated record